Messenger RNA from Pseudomyrmex gracilis, 974 nucleotides. RefSeq lists its product as uncharacterized. Lineage: Eukaryota; Metazoa; Arthropoda; Insecta; Hymenoptera; Formicidae. The transcript has 2 exons. Bases 223 to 708 code for a protein of 161 amino acids. The record is from RefSeq and is a predicted model, not a curated record.
UACAAUCAAAGGUCACGAACUACAAUAGUUUUCUCCGUCAGCGAGCGCAUUUUAAACAUUUAUAUAAAACAUAUAACAAUCUUAAUACAAUUUUAUACUAACAUUUUUUUAGGCUCUCGUAAUCCAUCGGGGAAUCAUGAGGAUCCCUACGAUGAGUUGGAUUUUCUGAUUGACGGGUACGGUCGGCCGAUUCAAGAAGAUCCUUAUGAGGACGAUUUCGUGAUGACCCAUCGUCGUUUUAAGGAACGUGCAGCCGCCGCGUUUGAAGAGGAUAUGGCGGAAUUGAGACGCAAGCGACGGGAUAUGCAGGAUCGCAUCUUCGAUGUGAUCGAUUUGAACGCCGAGAUCGAGAAGGCGAAGUGCACGUUGGAGGCUGCCGAUGUCGCGUUUCAGCGACACGCGACCAAGUUCGACAACCAGAACAAUGACGAGGAGCAGACGGCGAUGCUGACGCAGAAGCUCGACAAAACGCGCAAGAUCGCCAACGUCGAUCUGACGCCGGAAAAACCGAAGCCCAAAACUUUCUUCAUUAAACUGCCCACGAUGCAGGCCGAAGAAACGGAAGCUGUUCAACCCGUUUCUAAGUCGGGAAAGCGUGUGAUCAACUCGUUGAUCGGCACCAACGAGAUCGUCGAUCCGAUGGAGGCUAUUAUGUUGCAGCCGAUAAAGCGGAAACUUAUGAAGAGAAAGAAGAGCGUUUCGUUUUAAAAGAAUGUUCUGUCGAAUUGCUGCAUACAGUUUUUUUAGAUGUGUAAAAUUUAAAGAUUUUGAAGAAAAAUAUUCUUGAGAAACUUUCGUGAAAACAAUUUGAGAAAACAUUUAUCAAUAAUUUUUCAACUAAAUUUACAAACCAAAAAGUUUAAAAAAUAACGUUUCUGCUUUUAUAAUUGUGUAUUGAAAAUCAACUCCGUAUCUUGUAAUAGAGAGAGAGAGAGAGACACAAAAAUAGCUAUGUAAUUUUUAAUAAAUAUAAG